AUGAUCUAUCUGAUAUUGCUAGUUUUCUUAAGCUAUUUUCAUGGAAAAUCAGCCCUUUGCCCUCCUUCAUCGAUCGCUGUUCCAUCUCAAAACCUCUGCGUCGCUUUGUUAAAAAAAACCACUGUUGAAGGCAAAAACAUUAAUGUCGCUUGGGUAGGAAUUAUCUCAAACCCGGUGACUGGAAAGGAUUUGUUUUUGAAUGGAACUGAUGCCACCAACGAUUUGCCUCUUCCGCUCUUUUGGGUGAACACGAAAAAUGCGACCGCUUAUUCUGACGCGUGGGAAAGUUGUUGGUUUAGCUUGCCGAAUUCCACCGAUUGCGAGUGGGUUUUCGGGAAUGAC
Molecule: messenger RNA, 342 nt
Organism: Mesorhabditis belari
Lineage: Eukaryota; Metazoa; Nematoda; Chromadorea; Rhabditida; Rhabditidae
Source: the annotation of a GenBank genome assembly